GUGGUCCAACCGUAACAACCAUCAUUACCAUCAGACGUCCAUCAACAACUACUGGCAAUCCAUCAACUACGCGAAGAUGUACCAGCAGUUCUACGAGAACAAGCCGUAUUUUCCGUACGCGGAUUGUUUAGAUUCUGCACAGCAAUACGAGACAUUUUUAGCGAACUAUUCGAGCGGAAGGUAUUGGCCGAUGCACGCGAUUUCCUCCAAUGCGAACGUCCUGCCGUUCGCCUAUCAAACGUAUUCGAAGAGGAAGAGCAGUCAGGUGCGGUUCACGGCCGUGCAGAUCUCCGCUUUGGAGAAGAGGUUCAGUUCGAACAAGUAUCUGAGCCCUGAGGAGAGGAGGAUCCUCUCGAGCGACUUGAAACUAUCCGACAGACAGGUGAAGACGUGGUUUCAGAACCGCAGAGCAAAGUGGAGACGUAGCAACUGUCCAUCGUCGAGCAACGAGAAGAUCCAGGAUUCGGACAGCGACCUGGAAGAGCUCCUCGUGUGCGAUGAAAAGAAAUAGUUUAGCAUCAAUAUAGAUAUAUCAGUCCCACUUGAAUUAAUUAAGAAACUUUGAGACAUUGUGUUUCCCUAUACUUGUCCCUUUCGUGCACACUAUAAUUUAGUGAUGGUAGCGAGAGGGGUAGUGUGUGUGUGUGUGAUAUUAUUACCUUCUGCAAACUGGAAAGCAGCGCGCGCGCGGAAUCAUUUACAUUGUAUAAUUUAUGGGUUUCGGCAGCGCCCGAGCACUUGUAAUAAUUACGGGUCCAUCACGCCACGUGCAUCAUCCAUCAUCGUUUCCAAAAGCGAAAAUAAUAAUGUAAAUAUAAUGUAAUAUGUAAAAAGGUGAGGAGGAUGAGAAGGAAAGAAGUUUUUUUGGGCGUCGUUGUUGGAGCCUUUAAUUGCGACCGCAAUUACCGUAUUCUCGAGGAUUCAACUCAACAGCGCGUUUUGAUUAGAUUAAUCGCGGCCCAUUUCAUCCCAAUACAACGACGACGAUCCUAUCCUAUCCUAUCGAGAUCAGGCGAUCAAUCAAUAAUGGGUAUUAAGCCUUAAGCCGGAUUCGGCUUCUAUUUUUAGUCGAUGAACGAAUCCAACAUUUCAAACGAAACAAUUAUUGCCCUUCCUCACUCCAAUCCGCGAUUAACGAGAUUUAGAUUACACGAUUAAUUAUAAAUAUAUAUAUAUAAUAUACACGAAAAGUGAAGUGCGUCGUUUCGGUGCAGUUACAAAACUGAUGAUUUUUUGUUGUUUUUAUUUCGUGCGUUAUUUAUUGUUAAUUCAUAGCAAUUGCCGCAAUCUGAUCUUACAAUUAAUAACUUUUAAAUCUACUUUAA
This is a messenger RNA of Nicrophorus vespilloides, 1325 nucleotides long. Its product is annotated as hematopoietically-expressed homeobox protein hhex-like. Gene Ontology annotation, biological process: cell differentiation; regulation of transcription by RNA polymerase II. The coding region runs from base 77 to 511 and encodes 144 amino acids. Lineage: Eukaryota; Metazoa; Arthropoda; Insecta; Coleoptera; Silphidae. Gene Ontology annotation, molecular function: DNA-binding transcription factor activity, RNA polymerase II-specific; RNA polymerase II cis-regulatory region sequence-specific DNA binding. The transcript has 3 exons. The record is from RefSeq and is a predicted model, not a curated record.